AUGGCAGGAUCCGACCCGUCCCGAGACUUGGCUGAGUCAAGAUUCAGCAACCAGCCAUCGUGCAGAGUAGGUUCCAGGCAAAAGCGCUGUCCCGUCAAGCACCUCAAGACCUCAAGCGCGCUCAGCAAACCGGCGGGCGCCGGCGGUGACCGCGCGGCGCAGCAUCUCCCGCCAGAGCCCACAGCACAUGCGCAGUCAGACCCUCCGGCGGCCGCUCAGCUCCUCCCCUCGGAGACCCGCGCAGGCGCAGUCGGGGCGCCGUCGCUGAGCCAGCUACUUUUCCUCUCGCGGGUGCCGGGUCGUUGGUUUGCCAAGUGCAGUUGGGCCCGGCAGGUGCUGAAGGGUUGGGGUCGUGGACCCCCGCCAGGUCUCAGCAGCACGGAGGUGCAGGCUGUCGCCGAGGGCGCGGGGCUGGGCGCCGCUAGCGGUGCGCUCCGCCCCGGGGCCCCCGCCCCUGCCCCCGGCCAGGCCCGGCCUCCAGCCCCCGUCCCAGCCGCGGCCUCGCAGUUCACCCUGCUGGUGAUGCGCCCCUGUGGAGGGCCGGACGAGGCUGCGGCCGAGGGCGUCCUGCGGCAGGUUCCGGCCCUGGGGGGCAGCGCAGGGGCGGGCAAGCCCGUUCGGUACCUGUGCGAAGUGGCUGGGGAUGGCGAGGAGGAGGCGGGGGAAGACGAGACAGACCUGCUGGACACUUCGGACCCCCCUGGGGGAGGCGAGAGCACGGCUAGUUUGGAGGAUCUGGAGGACGAGGAGACCCACUCUGGGGGAGAGGGCGGCAGUGGUGGAGCCCGGAGACGGGGCAGCGGCGGGGGCAGCAUGAGCAAGACCUGCACCUACGAGGGCUGCAGCGAGACCACGAGCCAGGUGGCCAAGCAGCGCAAGCCGUGGAUGUGCAAGAAACACCGCAACAAGAUGUACAAGGAUAAGUACAAGAAGAAGAAAAGCGACCAGGCCCUGAACUGCGGUGGGGCCGCCCAGGCUGGCAGCGCAGGAAAUGUCAAACUUGAGGAAAGUGCAGAUAAUAUACUCUCCAUUGUUAAACAGAGAACAGGAUCUUUUGGGGAUCGACCUGCAAGACCUACUCUUUUAGAACAAGUGUUAAAUCAGAAAAGACUGUCAUUACUAAGAAGUCCAGAAGUGGUGCAGUUUUUACAGAAACAGCAACAGCUAUUAAAUCAGCAAGUUUUGGAGCAAAGACAACAGCAGUUUCCAGGAACAUCAGUGUGAGCGAAUUUAUCAAGAAGUCCUACACAUUUUUUAUCGUAUUGUAGUGGAUGGACAUAUUUUUAUACUAAAGAUAAAUGGGGUAAGGUUUGCCAGUAGAAGGUAAACAGUCAUUUUCCUGUGACUGUAUGUGUGCAUUUGGGGACAAAUAAGUAUUGCACAUUGUGCAUCUAAUCCUUUCAGAUCACUGUGGAUUUGAAGAAAUCAGCUUAUCUUUCCAAAGUAAUAUUUAAUUACAAAGUUUUUUUAAACAAAAUGUUUCUCUUCAGUCAUUGUUACUGAAGGUAAUGAAGCAGUUGCUUUCUGUGGAAGUCACGAAGUUAAUAGAUAUUAAUCUUGAAUCAUCUAACUCAGUGAUUCUCAUCAAGGGGCAGUUGGAAACAUAUGGGUAUGUUUUUGCUUGUCACGGCGACCUUGAAAACUGCUGGUUUUUAGUGAAUGGAACAGGAAUGCUAGGUGUCUGGAAUGGUCCUCCACAACUAAGCAUUAUGUUACACGCAAUGCCAAUAAUCCCCCUGUUAAGAAACACUGAGAGCUACUUGUGAUGAUAAAAUGUAGUUGGGGCACCUAGAACUGGGUUCUCGUAAUAACCUUUUCUUUGCACUUAAGACUGGAGCUGUCAAAGAGUUAAGCAUAUUUUCUCUGUAUAAGGAAAGUGAUCAUUGUUAAAUAGCUGUGAGAUUAGGAUGUGCAUCUCCUUUCAGAGAUGUGCUGGUAAAACCCGAGAGGGAUUAACCAAGUACCCUGGAAUGAGUGCAUCUCCUGAAGUUGGCUUCUCUACUUCUUGUUACCUAUUAGUGUUGAUCUCAUUUAAAACAGACACUCUUGUGUGUUGAAUUUGUGAACAGUACAAAUGUACCUCAUCCCACCAACGUCAGGACAAAAUUACUUUUUUAUACUCAUUUCUUUUUAAAAAAGAGAUCCUGAAUGUAAGAAUAAUACUCCAGCAUUUUGUCAGUGUUUUUCAAAAUUGAGCUAUUUUAAGAUUGUGUUAUUCCUAAGUAAUGUUCAAAGAGUGAUGGGUAAUCUGGAUAGAUACUUUUUUCUUGUAUUUUCUCCUAGGAAAACUUAAAAGGCAAAGCUUACCAAUAAGAGUAUCAAAUCAAAUGUCAAGAAAGUAUUUCCAGUGUUAGGACAAUAAAUGCAUGUGCCUCAAGUUAAACUGUGCAAAAAUUUGUUAGUUUCUUGGGUUUUAAGCUCUGCAAUAUAUAUCAAGUUAAACUUAGUCAUGGCUGUUCUAAGAUGUACUUAAGGAGAGAAGGAAUCUUUAUGUUCAUUUUUUAUGUUUUAUACCUGCAUAUCUGUGCAAAAAUGCUCUUACCAGAAUUAUUCAUUAAAG
This is a messenger RNA of Mesoplodon densirostris (Blainville's beaked whale), 2560 nucleotides long. It is a transcript of the gene RFXAP, whose product is annotated as regulatory factor X associated protein. The record is from RefSeq and is a predicted model, not a curated record. Gene Ontology annotation, biological process: regulation of transcription by RNA polymerase II. Bases 1 to 1224 code for a protein of 407 amino acids. Lineage: Eukaryota; Metazoa; Chordata; Mammalia; Artiodactyla; Ziphiidae. The transcript has 5 exons. Gene Ontology annotation, cellular component: nucleus.